AUGCCAUGGAUCAAAGUCAAGCUCGACAAGCAAUCCGCCUCUACACCAACGCGWGUAUAUGAGCCGAAGAAGGCGUUGCCAAAAGGGACGUGGACCUUCACACUUGAGACGCAGACAACAAAGGCCCUAGGUGCACGGGAUGAACUGAAUGAAUAUGUUCAAACGAUUCGAGGGAGCAUCAUCGCAGAGCAAGGCCGACCUACGUUCAUCGUAAAGGAAGUUGGUCAACUUGAGCUUGACAUUGUUCAGAUCAAACGCAUUCGGGAUGCUGGGCUGUCUCUCUCCGAGAUAWGUAGCGAUCACUCACCGCAGGUAUUGCACAUGUACGAGGCCCUUUACGAUAAUUACGCAGGAUGGCGGGUAGCAAACUCUGAGGAGUUUGACAUUGGGAGUGGCAGCAUCUGUCUAAUACACUCGGUCCGGCUUGACAAAUCAUGGCGUGGGAAUGGGAUCGGCUUGCUGGCGAUUGAAGGUCUCCUCCGUUCUCACGUUGAGCCGAAUCAUGACGUCGCGGUGUUGAGAGCCCGUGCGUCAGAAGAGGCUGGAGGGAUUCUAUCAAAGACUGUCAUGGAACAACUUGCGAGCCAUUGGUCGUUGUUGGGAUUUGAGCCUUGCGCUACCAGGAUGGACGAUGAAGGUGCGAUUGAGGAUAUGUACUUGAGCUUGUCCGCGCUCAAAGAUGGGAGACUCAUGCAGGCCGUUCCUCAUCUGUUCCCACGAAAGCGGCAAUACGAGAAGAGUAGUAUGACUUGGGAGGACAGCGGUCGAAGCAUGCCAGUCGUUGAGCCGGCUUUGUGA
Ramularia collo-cygni is the source of this 798-nucleotide messenger RNA. RefSeq lists its product as uncharacterized. The record is from RefSeq and is a predicted model, not a curated record. The coding region runs from base 1 to 798 and encodes 265 amino acids. NCBI's taxonomy places the organism in Eukaryota, Fungi, Ascomycota, Dothideomycetes, Mycosphaerellales, Mycosphaerellaceae. The transcript is spliced from 2 exons.